UAGCCCCGCCCCUGCGAGCGUGAGCCUGCCCUACGACCCCGGCCCCGCCCCCAAGUCCAGGAAUCUAGUUCCGCCUCCAUUCCGGUCCGUCCUUCUCCGAUCCUCUGCGCCACCGCAACUUGAAAUCCAGACUCUCAGUUCCCCCAGUAUCCCUCUGCUCGGACCCAUGAGAGCCUCAGGCCCAUCCCCCGAGAAUCUCUUAGCCCUAACGUGUAUCCUCAGCCCCACAUCUGGCACCCUCGGACCACCGCCUCCACCCCGUCGAUGGCUGUAGUCAUAGCUAUGAUUUGCGGGGCAAGUGGUGCUCCAGGGAGGAUCACUGAACUGCUCGAAGUCACAGCAAACCAGCGGAAAAAGAAGGACACGCAGGGCUUUGGGGAGGAGUCGAGGGAGCCCAGCACAGGUGACAACAUCCGGGAGUUCCUGCUGAGCCUCAGAUACUUUCGAAUCUUCAUUGCGCUGUGGAACGUCUUCAUGAUGUUCUGCAUGAUCGUGCUGUUUGGUUCCUGAGCUCCAGACGCAGAACCGAGAACACACCUUCUGAGUCUCUCUUCCUCCGUUCCUGACGACUUCGAGAAUGUUUCUGACCGGAAACCGAGUGACCUUCCCAGAAAGUCCAAGCUUGUGGUGGGUGGAAAAAAUGUUCGCCAAGAUACACACGGUUUCCCAGCCACAUCACUGUUUUCUUUUGAAAGAUAUUUUCACUUUGAUCGCUGCCUUGAAAUGCUGUCUACUUAAGGAGUCUGAGGAGAGUGUAUGUAAAGGGCUGGGAUAAUGUUGCAUUCCCCAAAGAUAAAAGAACCUGUUUAAUCAGAGCAGAAUCUCUCUUCUACCAGGCUUUCCCUGGAAACCCGUUUCUGUGUCUUUCUUGGUUUAUUUUUAAUGACUAUCCUUUUUUGGUUCGAGUUACACGGAUUUGUAAAAAUCUUUCUUAUCCAGGGAUCUGAGGCAGAAAGGUUGGCUUUUUGGUUUGAUGCAGCCUCUUAUUGCACUGUGUUUGUGAUGACUGAGCAAGUUCAUUGUUGCUGGGUCAGUGUCCAGAUUCCUUCCCUAUCACAAUGGGCUGUGCUCGGCCACACGGUGCCACUAAGGUUGCCCCAGGACUUUGAGGGUGAAGUAUUACGGAUUCCCAUGGAAGAGAGGUGCAGAGCAGUUGGCAGGGUGAAUGGGGGUUUUAUGAGAAACUUUGCCUUGCCUGGAAGCCCUCUAUUAAAGUAACUUUCGGGGACCAUUAAUUGUAGAGUCUUUAGAAUGAGAGUGAUUUAUGUGGUGGUACUGGGAUCCAGUUCUGAAAGCUUGGGUUUUGGGGUCUGCUUUUUAAGUGGAUGAUUUCAAGCUUGACAAACAAUAACCCUCAUUUGAGGAAAUACAGCAUUUUGCACAGAA
Messenger RNA from Budorcas taxicolor (takin), 1386 nucleotides. It is a transcript of the gene SMIM7, whose product is annotated as small integral membrane protein 7. Bases 265 to 510 code for a protein of 81 amino acids. The transcript is spliced from 4 exons. The record is from RefSeq and is a predicted model, not a curated record. NCBI's taxonomy places the organism in Eukaryota, Metazoa, Chordata, Mammalia, Artiodactyla, Bovidae.